This is a messenger RNA of Saccostrea cuccullata (small rock oyster), 1394 nucleotides long. Its product is annotated as norrin-like. NCBI's taxonomy places the organism in Eukaryota, Metazoa, Mollusca, Bivalvia, Ostreida, Ostreidae. The record is from RefSeq and is a predicted model, not a curated record. Gene Ontology annotation, biological process: Wnt signaling pathway; Norrin signaling pathway; positive regulation of DNA-templated transcription. The transcript has 2 exons. Bases 715 to 1113 code for a protein of 132 amino acids. Gene Ontology annotation, molecular function: frizzled binding; cytokine activity.
GUUAAACGGCUAAGAGGAAUAUAAGUAGCUUUACGGAGUUGUAGAAUACGGGAAUUGAUAUAUCGUAAAAGCGUGAAGAACUUACAAAAUGUUCCAUGGAAAAUAGAACAAUAGAAUUGGAUUUAAACCUUUAAUAGUGUUCCUAUACGUAAAACUAAUUUCUAAACUAAUAUUAUUUUUUCCCGUUAGGGAGAAAGACAAAAUAGUUAUUCUGGUCCUUUUUUCUAUAAUUCGUACCGGAAAACUCGACCCGAACACCUCUGACGAAAUUUGGACUGGAAUAUCAGAAAUGUGCCGUCAAUUGCAGCUAAUCCAAGCCCACGUCAAACUCGAAGAGUCUGUACUAGCCGGAGAGUUUCAUUGUUUAGAAAAAUGAAAACUUAUCGCGGAUAGUUCUCUUGAAUGACAUUUGAAAACCUUUCUAGCGCGUUCUGUGCAAGUUUGUUAGAAUUUAUCUACGGCUGGGAUUAGCAGAUUUAGUCUGUUGACAGUCUUCAGAUUAAUCAAUCUGUUUUGUUUGGAUGCUGUAAGGACAGGUUUGGUCGUCUGACAACCGGAGACAGUCAACAAUUCCUGCAGUUGAGGCGUUGUUUAAUGAGAUAAAAUUUCUAACCGCUUUUCAUACACAGCAUUUAAAAAAAAAAUAAUUGUAUACUCAGAGUUUUGUAAGCUAGAUGCCUGUGGCGCCAAACGAUUAACCACUGAUGACUUAAUAUGGUAAAAAGUCCACGUAGCCGAGGCGCUUUAUUCGUGUGGACUAUUUGUGUUGCACUGUUGUGGAGUGCUCAGAUGGUAGACUCGAAACGAAAAGAAAACAAAUGUAUGAGACAUUAUUUCGUUCAUACUAUCGAACAUCCGAAAAAGAAUUGUGAGAAGAAGCAUGUUCUGCUGGUGCGGUGUAAGGGAUUCUGCAAUAAGUCAAAGACAGAGCCACGAGUGACCUUCAGCCCGGUUCUGUACCGCCCCUUUAACUACCACUGCAAGUGUUGCCGAGACUCCCUGUCCAUUAUGAAAGCUAUCCGACUGAAUUGUGAGGGCGGUCAGUCGGUGUUUGCUACAUACCGAUACAUCAUCAGGUGCAAAUGCAGAAACUGUAACUUCAGCAGGUGGUAGUCCAGUUAUCUGUGAUAUAAGCUUCGCUUUUGUCGUUAGAGAAGAGCGUGGACAAGAUAUUGUGACGUCACAAAAUGGUCCUUUGUGACGUCAAAGGUUGUGACAGGUGCUUUUACGGUGCCAUUUAUUGGAUGUUUCUUAAGUUUGUGAUGUAUUUAAAAAAGCAUGAAAGUUAGUACGGGUCAUAAAUGCAUUUUUCUGGACUUUUUGCAAAGUGAUGAAAACGUUGGGGGAAAAACCCAAAAUAUUGAAGGCGGACAGUACUUUGUUAUAAUGAAAGG